ACUUCAUAUAAAUUUCAAUCCUAGACAGUCAAUAUCCGGCUAUAAUGAAAAAUGUGUGUAUUUUAGUUUUGUUAAGUGCCUACGUUCCCCUUUCGUCAUCAGAUUAUUGGGCGGAAAGGGAAAAAUUGAUUAAUUAUGAUAAACAGUUUUCAUUAGGUUCAAAACUAAAUUUAACUGAAAAGGAAAAGCGAGUCAGUGAUAUUUUAAUGACUUACAAAUUUGAGGAAUAUGAUUUAGGUUUUUUAAAUCCCAAUGAUUUUCUGGCCGGACAACAUUUUUUUAAAGUUAAGGACAAAAUUGAGAAAUCAAAGGUGUUUGACAUCAUUCAACGAGUUCCAAAAGGAUCGUCUUUACAUUCACACGAUGAAGCUUUAGUGUCACAAGAAUAUUUGUACAAUUUGACUUAUAGAGACAACCUCUAUAUAUGCAUUGAAAAGGAUCAAAUUAAUCUACAUUUCUUUCGAGAAAACAAUAUCAGCGACUCUUGCAAUUGGACUUUGGUUAGCGAUUUAAGAAGAUCUGAUAAGAACUUUGAUAGUUACUUGAAAUCGAAAAUAUCAAUGAUAUGCGAUGAUCCUGAUAAGACAUAUUCUAAUUCAAAUACUGUUUGGAAAGCAUUUCAAACCAUCUUUAGAACAAUUGGAGGUUUAUUAACAUAUAAACCAAUUUUCGAAGAAUAUUUCUAUGAGGCACUCUUAGAACUAUACGAAGACAACGUUAAGUAUUUAGAAUUCAGAGGAUUUUUACCAGAGGUAUAUGAUAUUGAUGGAAAUAUUUAUUCCAAGCUGGAGGUUCUUGGUAUGUACGUGCAUACAUUUAAAAAGUUCCAAACGGAUCAUCCUGAUUUUUUCGGAGCUAGAUUUAUUUAUGCACCUAAUAGACAUGUUGAUAAUGCUACUAUGGACGAAUAUGUAAAUACAUUUAGAAAACUUAGGAAGAAAUAUCCUGGAUUUGUUGCAGGUUUUGACUUGGUUGGUCAAGAAGAUGCAGGAAAUCCGUUGAUAUCUUUCUUGCCUCAACUGGAAGAAUUGCAGAAAAUGGGAGCGAAUUUCUUCUUUCACGCUGGCGAAACAAACUGGGAAGGCGAAUCUACAGAUUUUAACAUACUAGACGCAAUUCUGCUCAAUACUACAAGAAUUGGACACAGUUACGCCAUUUUAAAGCAUCCUAUUGCGGCCCAACUAGUCAAAGAAAAAGAUAUAGCACUCGAAAUUUGUCCUAUUUCAAAUCAAGUGUUGAAAUUAGUGACGGAUUUAAGAAACCAUCCUGGAGUUAUUUUAAUAGCAAACGGUUUCCCUGUUGUUAUUUCCGCUGAUGAUCCAUCGUUUUGGGGAUCAAGAGGACUUAGCUAUGAUUGGUAUAUGGCGUUUAUGGCUUUAGCUGGAAAAAAUAGCGAUUUAAGGUUUUUAAAACAGUUGGCCAUCAAUUCCAUAAAAUAUAGUAGUCUAGAUGAAAAUAAAAAGAAAUUAGCAAUGAAUGAGUGGGAAAGUGAUUGGAAUUUAUUCAUUGAGGCCGAAUUACAAAGACAAUAUCCAUAUGAUUUGCCAAAUGUAAUAAAUGUUAUUGAAAUAAAUGAUUAAUGAGCAAUGAAGGAAAA
This is a messenger RNA of Diorhabda carinulata, 1597 nucleotides long. RefSeq names its product adenosine deaminase 2-like. Gene Ontology annotation, biological process: adenosine catabolic process; inosine biosynthetic process. Gene Ontology annotation, molecular function: adenosine deaminase activity. The transcript has 4 exons. Lineage: Eukaryota; Metazoa; Arthropoda; Insecta; Coleoptera; Chrysomelidae. The record is from RefSeq and is a predicted model, not a curated record. Bases 45 to 1580 code for a protein of 511 amino acids.